Molecule: messenger RNA, 1104 nt
Organism: Naegleria gruberi
Lineage: Eukaryota; Heterolobosea; Eutetramitea; Acrasida; Naegleriidae
Exons: 1
Coding region: 1-1104 (367 amino acids)
Source: RefSeq, a predicted model, not a curated record
AUGUCUCGAUCGAAUCAAUUUCCAAAGAAUUUUCAAACAAUUGUUGAUGAAAUUAAAAUUGAUAAUCAAUUUAAAUUAAUUGAAUUAACAAAUUCUAACAAGGAAAUUCAUAUUCUCGAUGUUCAAAUUACCUUUUGCAAUUUAUUUGUCUUAUUCGGAGCUGUGAAAAAUCAAUCCAAUGAUGAAACUCUUAUUGUUCAAAAUUUAAAAACAAGAGAAGAGGAAAUUGUUGAAUGGAAAGUAAUUGAAAACCCAAUGGAAAUUAAGAAAAUACUUCGAAUGCAAACUCAUAUGAAUUAUGGAUUAUUGUUAUUGAUUGAAAAGAGGAAUGGAAGAUUUGCAAUUUAUUAUAUUGAUGAAGAAUUGAUGAAAUUUGUGGAAUUGUGUGAAAUAGAAUUGGAGAAUGUGAAGGAUUUUGCAAUUUCUACAUUUCAGGUGAAUGGUUUGAUUGGAUUAUUGGUCAAUCAGAAGAAUGAACUGUUUAAAUUCUCAAUUCUAGAUCAAAAUGUUCAAAAUAUUGAAAAACUGACCAUUGAAACAUCUGCUACCAUUUGUUCACUCAAUUCUGGUGCCUAUCACUUUACCAUUCUCGAUCAAGAUGGUUCAGUAUUUUGUUUUGGAAAUAAUUCUUAUAUGCAAUGUGGAAUUUCGCAUGAAACCUAUGAUGACAAGAUUGACUUUCCCAGAUUUAUUGAGGAGAGACCUCUUCCUUUGGAAAUUCUUAGAGGAGACGUUCAAAUAAGAAAGACAUGCUGCGGAGCAUCCCACACCUUGCUAUUGAGCCAAGAUAAUUGUCUCUAUGUUAUGGGAAGUAACAAUGAAAAUCAAUGUGGUUUCAUUGGUGAGGAAAAGUUUCUUCCUGGGCCAGUUCUAUUGGAAAGUAAUGAAGAAGAAGCUUUAGAAGAGAGAAUUUUGGAUGCUUGUUGUGGUCCCAACUAUUCUGUCAUUCUAGUAGAAGGAAUGAAAGAUGAAACUUUCAAUCAUAUUCUCGUUUCAGGAAAACGUUUAGGAUUCAACAAACUUGACAAAUUCAAGAAAUUGAAAACAACAAAUGCAACGAGAAUUUACUGUAGCUCAAUGGGCUCUUUCAUUGUAACAUGUUAA